Microtus oregoni (creeping vole) is the source of this 2376-nucleotide messenger RNA. It is a transcript of the gene Icmt, whose product is annotated as isoprenylcysteine carboxyl methyltransferase. Gene Ontology annotation, biological process: C-terminal protein methylation. Gene Ontology annotation, molecular function: protein C-terminal S-isoprenylcysteine carboxyl O-methyltransferase activity. NCBI's taxonomy places the organism in Eukaryota, Metazoa, Chordata, Mammalia, Rodentia, Cricetidae. The transcript has 5 exons. The record is from RefSeq and is a predicted model, not a curated record. The coding region runs from base 155 to 1009 and encodes 284 amino acids. Gene Ontology annotation, cellular component: endoplasmic reticulum; membrane.
CUCGCAGGCGGCUAGUACCCAGCUCCGGGUACCUGCCAUUCCCGUGCCGGCCUCGGCGGCAGAGUGCGCAGGCGCUGCCUUCGUGUUUCCUCGGCUACUGUCGGCUGCGCUUCGACCCGCUAGUCCGCCGCCGGCUCUUCCGCCGCCCUGCGCCAUGGCGGGCUGCGCGGCGCGGGUUCCGCCGGGCUCCGAGGCGCGCCUCAGCCUCGCUACCUUCCUGCUUGGCGCCUCGGUGCUCGCUCUGCCGCUGCUCACGCGCGCCGGCCUGCAGGGCCGCACCGGGCUGGCGCUCUACGUGGCCGGGCUCAAUGCGCUGCUGCUGCUGCUGUACCGGCCGCCGCGCUACCAGAUAGCCAUCCGAGCUUGUUUCCUUGGCUUUGUGUUUGGCUGCGGUGUGCUGCUAAGUUUCAGCCAGUCUUCUUGGAAUCACUUUGGCUGGUACGUGUGCUCGCUGUCAUUAUUCCACUAUUCUGAGUACUUAGUGACAGCUGUCAAUAACCCCAAAAGUCUCUCCUUGGAUUCCUUCCUCCUGAAUCACAGUCUGGAGUACACGGUGGCCGCUCUUUCUUCCUGGAUAGAGUUCACACUUGAAAACAUCUUUUGGCCAGAACUGAAGCAGAUCACCUGGCUCAGCACCACUGGGCUGCUGAUGGUGGUGUUUGGAGAAUGCCUGCGGAAAGCGGCCAUGUUUACAGCUGGCUCCAAUUUCAACCACGUGGUGCAGAGUGAGAAGUCAGACACCCACACUCUGGUGACGAGCGGGGUAUACGCCUGGUUCCGGCAUCCCUCCUAUGUGGGGUGGUUUUACUGGAGUAUCGGAACCCAGGUGAUGCUGUGUAACCCCAUCUGCGGUGUUGUCUACGCCCUGACAGUGUGGCGCUUCUUUCGUGAUCGCACGGAAGAGGAGGAGAUCUCGCUGAUUCACUUCUUUGGGGAGGAAUACUUGGAGUAUAAGAAGCGGGUGCCCACGGGUCUGCCUUUCAUAAAGGGAGUCAAGGUGGAGCUAUGACGGGCAGAGGCCUGCGGGGCCAGGGAAUCUCUGGCCCUGCGCAGCCUAGGACAGAACUGCUUCCAGUUGGCCUCUGCAGAAUGAGUUUCUUAACCAUUUUAUAUGUCACUAAUUAAUCCUCAGAAUGUCACCCAAGACCUAACAGUCAGAAGGCCUUAGGACCACAGGGCCCACUGCAGCAUUCUCUUGUGCGGAAUGAAGGUAGAACACGGAUAAACAGUGAACAAGGAGUGUGUCACAACUGUCCCAUCAGUGUCCUUCCUACAGUGGUGGGGUGAGGACCCACGCCGCAGUCUCACGCCCCCUCAGGCUAGAGUGUAUUGGCACUGUGAGCAGGACAUCGGGAGAGGACACUGCUCUCUGCAACACUCAUGCCAGAAUGUGUAGUCAGAGCUGCCUCAUAAUAGCAUUCGAAUUACAUAAAACCCUUUAAUUUAACCGAAAACGCAACAUAGCUUUAACCUUGUCUGCCCUAAGUGCAUGAGCAUCUGUGUUAAACUCCAAAGGCUUUGACACUUUGGCUCAUUAUACAUUUAAUCAUUCUUCCACGCCAGUUUCCUAAAAGAGCAGUGUAGAUUCAGAGGGACACCAAUGCUCCCCGUCUCUAUGUUUCAAAGCCAACAGGCAGACUCCUCAGAGUGCUCCGGGGCUUUGAGCAACCAUUGCGCUGGGCCUGAGGAUGCGGGCCCCGGGAUCUCCUGCAGCCCUGGCCUCAGAGAUUGUGUUUCCAGAAAGUAUUUUUCAGGUGCCUGCACUAAUGUUGAGAAGUACUACCCUCUGUGUGUUUGGGAUUUUUAUUCAUUUUAUCAUAACUUGUGUUUUGUAUUUUUUGUGUUGCAGUGUUAGUCUAUUAUAUUUGUUUUCUGUGUUCUUUCAAAGUAAGUCACCCCCACUACUGCUUCAGAUGUUCCAGAGGGCCCAGCAUAGCUUAUGUGUCGGCGAGUCCAGGCAACUGACUCCUAAAGAGCUGUCAGUUGGGUGGCUCAGUCCAGGUCCACUGGCAUCUUUGUUCUGCAGGUCUGGGGAGAACAUUUAGCUUUUUCUAUGUUCCACAUAAAAAGCUCCAAGAGGUGUUGUGGUGUGGGACAAUGGUUUAUAUUCUGUCAAUUAUAUUUUAAAUAAACGCUGAUUGGCCAGUAGCCAGACAGGAAGUAUAGGUGGGAAAACCAGUCAGGAAGUAGAGGCAGGUCAAUGAGAACAGGAGAAUUCUGGGAAGAAGGAACUCCUGGUUGGUAGUUGUGAGCCCACCACAGAAGAAGCAAGAUGUGACAGCCUAGCUGAAAAAGGUACUGAGCCAUGUGGCUAAUAUAGAUAAGAAUAAUGGGCUAAUAUAAGUUGUAAGAGUUAAUAAGAAGCUUGAGAUUCUA